This is a messenger RNA of Orbilia oligospora ATCC 24927, 1467 nucleotides long. RefSeq lists its product as uncharacterized. Lineage: Eukaryota; Fungi; Ascomycota; Orbiliomycetes; Orbiliales; Orbiliaceae. The record is from RefSeq and is a predicted model, not a curated record. Gene Ontology annotation, molecular function: squalene synthase [NAD(P)H] activity. Gene Ontology annotation, cellular component: endoplasmic reticulum membrane. The transcript is spliced from 5 exons. Gene Ontology annotation, biological process: ergosterol biosynthetic process; farnesyl diphosphate metabolic process. The coding region runs from base 1 to 1467 and encodes 488 amino acids.
AUGCCUCAGGCCGCUACAAUAUGGCAUUACACGACCCACCCGUACCAGCUACGGGCGAUGCUCCAUUGGAAGUAUCUUCGGGACCCACUGCACUUCAGAAAUCCGGAAAAAGAAUCAACGGAGCUAAAACGAUGUUACGAAUUCUUGGAGAUGACUAGCCGGAGCUUCGCCGCUGUUAUCCUGGAACUACAGCCCGAAAUGAGAGUGCCGGUGGCUCUUUUUUAUUUAGUAUUACGUGGCUUAGACACGGUCGAAGACGACAUGACCAUUCAUAAUGACAUCAAAAUCCCCCUCCUCCAGAACUUCCAUAAAAUUCUUGACCAACCUGGCUGGACAUUCGAUGGAAAUGCGCCCACGGAAAAAGACCGGCAGCUUCUUGUCGAAUUUGAUGUCGUCAUAACGGAAUUUGCUAAACUCAAAGAUGUUUAUAAGGAAGUCAUUCGUGACAUCGCUAAGCAGAUGGGGGAGGGGAUGGCAGAAACUUGCAGGGGCCCGGCCAAAAAUCUUGACGGACUUCCGCUAAUAAAAGAUUACGACCGGUAUUGUUUCUAUGUCGCCGGCCUCGUUGGGGAAGGCUUGACACGUCUGUUUGUCCCGGCUGGUUUCGCCAACCCCGGUUUACUAACGCGACGUCGUUUGUACAUCUCGAUGGGCCUCUUUCUCCAGAAAGUCAAUAUCAUCCGCGAUUUCUACGAGGAUCUUGAGGAUAGCCGAAGCUUUUACCCCAAAGAAAUCUGGGGUAAAUAUGUCGACAAGUACACGGACCUAGGGCUCCCAGAAAAUGAGGAGAAGGCUCUAGCAUGCCAAUCGGAACUGGUACUCAACGCCCUCGACCACGCGGACGACUGCUUGUACUACCUUGCAGGUUUGAGAGACCAGUCUGUGUACAACUUUUGCGCCAUCCCCCAGGUUAUGGCGAUUGCUACGCUAGCGCUUGUUUUCAGGAACCCUGAUAUGUUCAAGCGUAAUCUUAAGAUUCCGAAGGGCGAAGCAUGCGAGUUGAUGAUGGAUAUCGGGAAUCUAAGAACGACUUGCGAUACCUUCAAAAAGUAUAUCAAGAUCAUUAGGAAAAAGAACACACCCAAGGAUCCUAACUUUUUGGAGGUGGCAGUCAAGUGUGCCAAGAUUGAGCAAUUCAUCGAAGGCAUCUAUCCUACCAUCACAAAGAAACAAAAAGAAGAGAAGCGUGAGAAGGAAUUGAAGACUGGGAAGACGGUUUACAUUGAGGAGCCACUGAUCCCGAAGGGUGUUGCCACUGUUCUCUUCCUUAUCACCUUCUUGAGCUUUAUGUUCGUCAACUUUAUCUUCCUCGCAGCUUUUAUUAUCGGUGCAGAGUUUGACUUCUCUCCUGAAGCCUGGGAGACAUGGACUUUCUUCAAACUAAAGGACCAGACAGAUAUCUUGCAAGACGUUACAGAAUCGGUAGUCGAGGCUGUAACAAAAACUCUUACUCAUCAAGAGUUGUAA